AGACCGGAAGAUGGAAUCAUGGAGCUUUUGUGGGAAAACGGUCAAGUUGUUAUGCAGAGCCAAAAAAACCAAACAUCUUUCAAGAAGUCUCCGACGUUCAAAUUCCAAGGCGCCGGCCAAUCAGCUCCUAGAGAGAUCAAAGCGUCUUCAUUGUCCCAUCAGCAGCAACAGCAAUCGGUUACCGAUCAUCUCUUCAUGCAAGAAGAUGAAAUGGCUCCGUGGCUUCAAUAUCCUCUCAACGACGCCAACUUCGACCACGAUUUCGGCGCUGAUCUCCUCUAUCCUUCCGCCGUGGCCUCCGUUCCUCCGCUCGAAAGAGUUUAUCAAGUUCCUGGUUCGGCUGCGGCGACAGCUUCUAGGCCCCCGAUGCCGCCUCCAAGUAGGAAUGAGUUGGAAUCGACAAGGAUCCAUAACUUUGUUCACUUCUCCAGGCAUAAAACGGCGAGGGCGGAGCAAUCUCAACCGUCGAAUUUGAAGAGCCUAGUGAGGGAACCGACGGUCGUCGAUUCCAGCCAUACUCCGGCGAUGGCUCCCGAAUCGGGCUCCUCCCAGGCCAUGCCAAGCAAGACCGAGACGGCAUCUGGCGGAAACAACAACAAUGCCAGCGCCAACAUGGGUGCUGCUCCAGUUGCCAACACGAGAUCAGCUGGCGUCACCAGGGGUGCCAACAAGGACAAUUUAGCCACGUGCAAGGUCAAGGUGACAUCACCACCUAAAGGCUACAGUCCCAGCGGACCCAGCCCCGAACCUACGGCUCAAAAGGCGGCCCCGGCUGAGGAUCGGAAGCGUAAAGGAAGAGAACCGGGUGAAGCCGAAUGUCAGAGCGAGGAUGCUGAGUUUGAAUGCGCUGACACAAAGAAGAAACCACGUGGAUCCACGUCUACAAAAAGAUCUCGUACAGCGGAGGUCCAUAACCUCUCAGAAAGGAGACGGAGAGAUAGGAUAAAUGAAAAGAUGAAGGCUUUGCAAGAACUUAUACCUCGUUGCAACAAGUCAGACAAAGCAUCAAUGCUGGAUGAGGCAAUUGAAUACCUUAAAUCACUUCAGUUGCAAGUUCAGAUGAUGACCAUGAGCUGUGGCAUGGUCCCAAUGAUGUUUCCCGGUAUUCAGCAAUACAUGCCAACAAUGGGAAUGGGACUUGGGAUGGGCAUGGAUAUGGGAAUAAGUAGGCCAAUGAUGCCGUUUCCCGAUGUCUUGGCCGGCUUGGGAUUACCAACAUCAACUGCUGCAGCACAUUUGGGCCCAAGGUUUCCUAUGCCACAACCAGUUCCGACUUCAGAUCCAUCAAGAACCCAACCGAACAACCAGCCAGAUGCAAUGCUAAACCCGUUCGGCAUCCAAAACCCGAACCAGCCACAAGUUCCAAAUUUGGCUGGUCCUGAUCACCGGUAUCUCAGUCUUCAACAGGUGCAAAUACUCCCUCCACAGAGUCAAGCAACGGCCCAGCCAAGUUCCAUUAAACCUAGUACCAGCCCGGCUGAGAAUUCUUGAAAAUCACAAAUCAGGUGCGUGCGUUCUUCUAUGGUUGUACAUUAUUAAAAGAUGGUUGCUGAAAACAUUGUGUAGAUGGCAAA
Molecule: messenger RNA, 1574 nt
Organism: Hibiscus syriacus
Lineage: Eukaryota; Viridiplantae; Streptophyta; Magnoliopsida; Malvales; Malvaceae
Product: transcription factor PIF1-like
Exons: 6
Coding region: 19-1491 (490 amino acids)
Biological process (GO): regulation of DNA-templated transcription
Molecular function (GO): DNA-binding transcription factor activity; protein dimerization activity
Source: RefSeq, a predicted model, not a curated record